CAGAUGUAAUCAGCUGUGAACAGCCAGUUGUAACAUCACGUGAUAGAUAACUGUUCUUCAAAAUCUAGCCUUCUAGAAGUGAACGAUGAAGUUUCUAGUCGUUUUGGCGUCGCUAGCGUCUUUGGCUUUAAGCCAACACGAUCACCACAAGAACACCCAGGCUGUGGCGGAGCAUCUGUUCAAGCUUGUGGACACAGACAGGAGCGGUGAUGUCUCUGGUUCAGAACUGCUCGGGGUCUUCCAUCAAUAUGACACUAAUGGUGAUAACCGUCUGACCGAGAAGGAGUUCUACUUGGGUCUCUGUCUUCACACCCCCGAGAUUUGUCCGGAGACGGUGGGUCUCUUCCAGGAACUGGACACCCUCAAUGAAAAUGUUCUGUGGCUCGAAAACAUGCACAGUGUAUACAGUCUCUUCGAUACAAACGGAAACGGAGCGAUUACCCGAAGCGAAUUUGUCACCUGGAUGACAAACAAGCUGGACGCGAUUAAACAAACUCUACCAAAACACUAGGGUGACGCUGAACCUCGUGUGAAUUGGGAUGAAUAAAAUAUCAGUAACUUA
Molecule: messenger RNA, 562 nt
Organism: Haliotis rufescens (red abalone)
Lineage: Eukaryota; Metazoa; Mollusca; Gastropoda; Lepetellida; Haliotidae
Exons: 7
Coding region: 86-511 (141 amino acids)
Molecular function (GO): calcium ion binding
Source: RefSeq, a predicted model, not a curated record